Messenger RNA from Neocloeon triangulifer, 13840 nucleotides. RefSeq names its product zinc finger homeobox protein 4 (gene zfh2). Gene Ontology annotation, cellular component: nucleus. The transcript has 11 exons. The coding region runs from base 746 to 9655 and encodes 2969 amino acids. Gene Ontology annotation, biological process: regulation of transcription by RNA polymerase II. NCBI's taxonomy places the organism in Eukaryota, Metazoa, Arthropoda, Insecta, Ephemeroptera, Baetidae. Gene Ontology annotation, molecular function: zinc ion binding; DNA-binding transcription factor activity, RNA polymerase II-specific; RNA polymerase II cis-regulatory region sequence-specific DNA binding. The record is from RefSeq and is a predicted model, not a curated record.
GGAAUUUUGGACUUUUUGGAGGCAAAACGGCAAAAGGCAGCUGACCACUCUGACCAGCGGCGUGCACCGGUGUUGUGCGAAUUUCUGUCGAAUUUUCAAAUUCAACGGUGCUGCAAGGACAUUCUUCGGCAUCAGCGUCAAAGGCGCCGCAGAGGCGGUGUGGAAUCUGCAAAGAUCCGACUUUCCAAUCUUGGCCCACAACGAUUUUGUUCAGCUCGAGCUUGAAGCGGUGUGGAUUGUGGAUUCUGCAACGAUCUGAUGCGAGUUGCAGAUGCAGAUUCGCCCUUUGACUUUCCAAGAUGGACAAUGUACGCACAACAAUUUUGUUCAGCUCAAGCUAGAUUGCUGACAAGAUGCCCGUAGAUUUUCUCGCCUUCCACGUGCCUUCUACUAACAAAUUGGAGGUGAGCUUGGCUCUUUUCUCGCACCACGCCUUUAAUGGCCUUUUGGCUCGGCAGCUGAAUUCGAGGUGAGUCUUUGCUGAAAAAGCACUCAGACAAAAAGGGAAUUUUUCUUAAGGAGAAAAAAGUAAAAGGAGCUGAUUGACGUUCAUGAGAUCUUUUUUGAAUUGCAAACGACGCCAUCAUAACGUUUUAUUGGAGGUGCGCAGCUGAAAUCGAGGAUGCAGCAUCCAGAGCAGAGACAUCGUCCGUUCCCCGCCAACAUGUGAUGGUGGCUGUGCGGUCCGCAAGACAGCAUCAACCGCCAGCACCGCCACCACCAGCAGCUACCCCAAUCGCCCGAGAUGCCAACCCCCACCGCGAGCACCAUUGGUGAGACGCCAAUGACGGUGCCCACCACUUCCUCGGCGCCGAGCAUCCUGCAGGAGGGCUCGUCGCCGACCAUCACCGACGCCACCUCGAAUGGGCCGUCGUCGGUUUCGACGCCGCCGCCGCAGCCCCCCGCGUCCGGGGGCAGCAGUUGGCGGCGCCGAACGAAGCGGGCGCCGCAGAGACUGAGCCAGGCGGCGUCUUCGGCACCCUCUGACGAGGAGGACGACGACCCCAGACAAUCAUCGCCGUCAGCGGCGGCCAACAACGGCGGCGAGUCGUCUUCAGAUGAUGUCGAACGUUUUGACGGCAAAAUCGUGUACAACCCGGAUGGCUCGGCGUACAUCAUCGAGGACAGUGAGCUGAGCGACGACGACGGCGUCGACGUGCCGCAGCUGGACGGCUGCAUCGUCGACGGCCGCGGCUCGAACGCGUCGCAACUCUCGGCCGCCUUCCCGCAGAUCGCCAACGCGUUCUACGUGACCCGCAACCCGGCCGGGCUGUACAACGCUUUGUACGGACAGGCGUACGCCAGUCUGAUGCGUGAUAGCAAAAGCAAGAUAGUUCCUGAGGUGCCCGUGAUGCACAGCUACCGCGUUUACACGGUGCGCGACAAGAAGGAGGAGGAGAUGAAGAAGCAGAAGACUGACGCCGAGGAGGACCACCCUGCCGUCGACUCGGAGGACUCGGCGGCGACGGCCGUGCCGAUCAAGCCGAUCCUCAUGUGCUUCAUCUGCAAGCUGUCCUUCGGCUACGCCAAGUCGUUCGUCGCGCACGCCAUGAGUGACCACAGCGUGGCCCUGCUCGAAGACGAGAAGGAGAUCCUGGCGCAGAAGAACGCCUCGGCCAUCAUCCAGUGCGUCGGCAAGGAGAAGGAGCCGCUCGUGUCCUUCCUCGAGCGAGUGGCACCACCUGCGGUGGCCCCCCGGAGACCCGCGUCGCCCAGCGUCAGCGCCGCGGCUUCUCUGGUGGCGGCCAACGCCAUGAAGUCCCUGAUGGCCGCGGCCGCCAUCAGCCUCGGCAACGAGGACAACCAGAGCUUAAAGGAGGCUCCCGAAGACCUGACCCGCAAGAGCAGCCCUGCCUCGUCGGCGCCCAACAGGUCCAACUCGGCCUCCCCCCUCCAACAGCCGCCGACCCCGCACACGCCCCUCCUCCAGCAGCAGCAGCAGUUCCAACUGCCGCCGCCGCCCCUACCUCAGUUCCAGUCUGCGGCGCCGCCCAACUUCCUCACCGGCACCACCAUCGGGGUCUGCCCGGACCAUCUGACCGGACGCCCCAGCGGCGUCGAAUGUUCAAAGUGCGAGAUGAUCUUGGCCUCUUCGCGUCUCAGCGGGGCCUCAGGGGCCCAGUCCGGAGGCGGCCUCCUCGCCGGCAUGCACUCGAGGAAUUCCUGCAAAACCCUCAAGUGCCCCAAGUGCAACUGGCACUACAAGUACCAGGAGACGCUGGAGAUCCACAUGAAGGAGAAGCACCCGGAGAGCGAGACCAGCUGCAUCUACUGCAUAGCGGGGCAGCCGCACCCCCGACUGGCCCGAGGGGAGACGUACACGUGCGGCUACAAACCGUACCGCUGCGAGGUUUGCAACUACAGCACCACCACCAAGGGCAACCUCAGCAUCCACAUGCAGUCCGACAAGCACCUCAACAACAUGCAGGAGCUGCAGAACGGCGGCGUCCCGCCCCCCUCCGAGCCCCAGCAGCAGCCGCAGCCGCCCAAGAUGUCGGCCCUCAGUCCGCCGGCUCCGACAAGCGUGCCGAGCUCACCCUCGGCGCCGGUCUCCAGCAAGCCCAAACCCACCUUCCGCUGCGACGUGUGCAAUUACGAGACCAACGUGGCGCGCAACCUCCGCAUCCACAUGACCAGCGAGAAGCACACGCACAACAUGAUGGUUCUCCAGCAAAACGUCAAGCACAUGCAGCAGCUGAGCGCCCUGCAGAGCCAGAUGGCCGCGUCCGGCGUCGACCCGGCCACCGCCGCCGCCCUUCUGCACUUCCACCCCGCCCUCCAGGGUGAAAAGCCGCCGCCCCACACCGAGGCUGCCCUGGCCGACAUGGCCUACAACCAGGCCCUGUUGAUCCAGAUGAUGACCGGCGGCCAACUGCCCCCGCACGUUCCUCCCGAGCUGGCCCCCCACGUUGACAUGGGCCUCAACCCUGACACCAUGGAACCGCCCCCGGAGCCACCUGAGCAGAACCCGAGCCUGUUGUUCCAGUGCUGCGUGUGCACCGUGUUCGCCACCGACUCGCUCGAGGCCCUGUCGCACCACCUGGCGCAGGACAGGACCAAGUUGAGGGAGCAGGAGAUCCUGGCCCUGGUCGGCGGCAACUACGUCUGCAAACUGUGCACGUACAAGACAAACCUGAAGGCCAACUUCCAGCUGCACUGCAAGACGGACAAGCACCUUCAGCGGCUGCAGCACGUCAACCACAUCAAGGAGGGCGGCGCCCGCAACGAGUGGAAGCUCAAGUACGUCAGCGUGUCCAACCCUGUGCAGGUUCGGUGCCACGCGUGCGACUAUUACACCAACUCGGCGCACAAGUUGCAGCUGCACGCCGCCCACCAGCGCCACGAGAUCAGCCGCAUGGUUUUCCGCCACCUGGGCUCAGGGGAGACCACCCUGCGCGACAACGAGCCGCGCAUCUACCACUGCGCCCUGUGCGGCUUCUCGAGUCGCGCCAAACUGCCCCUGCUGCAGCACGUGCGCUCCAUGAAGCACCUCCAGAUGGAGCAGCUCCACCAACUGCAGAGACGCUCCGAGGGCAAGGAGCCGCACACAGACAUCGGCGAGGUCUUCCAGGUCGUCGGACAGUCACAGCUGGACGCUUCCGUCCAGCAGCAGCUGGCCGCUGAGGGAAUUGUGGACACACCAGACCGCAAGCCCAAGGUUGACAAAGACCCGGCCAGCAUGCUCAAGUUUGCCCUCGAGCAAUCGGAGGCUGACGAGACGACCCCCGAACGCAGUCACAAUUGCCCCUUCUGCACGUUCACCAGCACCAGCGAGAUGCGAAUUCAAGCUCACGUGCUGGCGCAACACGCGCAGCAGGUGGCCGCCCAGCAGCAGCAGCAGUCGACGCCGUCGUCCUCCUCAGACAAGGAGUCGACGCCCACCAAAGAGUUCCUCUGUCCGUUGUGCCAGGACGUUUUCAAAGACCGGCCGCAACUGGAAAAGCACGUCAUGCAGAUCCACAGCGUCAACGCAGAAGGUCUGCAGCGGCUGUUGAUGCUUGUUGAAGGUUCCCACUGGCUGAACGCCACCCCUGAGUCGUCAUCCUCUUCCAACCCGCAACCAACGGACUUGUCCAAAGAGGAGGAGGAGGAAGACGAAGAGGCCAUGGAGACGGACGAGUUCAAGUGCCAAACCUGCAGCAAGACCUGUGCCAAUUUGGAAGAGCUUUGCCAGCACCAGUGCGAGGCGGGCCACCUGGAAAUGCGCCAAACACCCAACGGCGCCGCCUAUCCGUGCGUGAAGCGCCAGUGCGGCCAACUGUUUGCCUCGGCCGCGGCCAUGCAGAACCACUUCAGGGACGCCCACGUCAACAAACUUGGGCUGGCCCCCGGCAUUGCCUCUGUGUCAGAAAAACACGUCUACAAGUACAGAUGCAACCAGUGCUCGUUGGCGUUCAAGACGAUGGAAAAACUGCAGCUCCACUCGCAGUACCACCUGAUCAGAGACGCCACCAAGUGCAUGCUGUGCUCCAGAAGCUUCCGCUCGGUCUUGGCCCUGCACAAACAUGUCGAGACGGCGCACACGGAGCUCUCCGAGGAGGAGCUCAUGCAGUACAAGCAGAGUAUGAUGAGCAAUCCGCUCCUGCUGGCCGGUUUGGCCGCCGGCGCUGGAGGUUUAGACGAGUUGUUGAAACGCAGUGAAGUCCCUGAGGAGGAAGAGGAAGGAGCAAAUGAGGAGGAGGUUGAGGAGAACGACUCAAAUGACUCAGCCUACAAAGAGCAGCAGUUCCUCGAAGACUACCUCAACUCACAGGCCAUUGCCGAGGACAGCUACAAUGACCCGAACCGCAAGUACAAGUGCCACAGGUGCAAGGUGGCCUUCACCAGACAGUCCUACCUGACCAGUCACAACAAGACGCUGCUGCACCGCAAGGGCGAGAAGUUGAGCUACCCUAUGGAGAAGUACCUGGACCCCAACAGACCGUACAAGUGCGACGUCUGCAAGGAGAGUUUCACUCAAAAGAAUAUUCUUCUUGUUCACUACAACUCUGUGAGUCAUUUGCACAAGCUCAAGCGCGCCAUGCAGGAGCAGCACCUGCAGACGCACAACAAUAAUAACAACAAUGGUCUCACCGGUGGCAAGGAUGAGGAUGACAAGAAGCCGUACAAGUGCAACAUCUGCAAGGUGGCCUACAGCCAGGGCUCCACCCUUGACAUUCACAUGCGCUCGGUGCUGCACCAGACGCGCGCCUCCAAACUGCAGGAACUGGCCAUCACCGGCCAGAUUGAUCUCAGUCGUCCGCUCAUUGAGCAACCCGAUCUCAAAAAGCUCCCUUCGGAGUCGCCCAAGCAAGACAUCACCAGGGCCUCGCCGAACUCGGUGGAGCAGUCGCCAAACUCCUCGUCAAAUCAGUUGAUGUCGCCGCUGAACGAGACCACCUCAUCCUCCUCGGCAAACAGCAGCAUCCACGCCUGCCCAAAGUGCUCGGCGCUCUUUUCUUCCUCUGACCAGCUUCAGCAGCACCAACAGCUGUAUUGCAUGUUCGGUCCAGGCAACGCCAUUUUCAACGAGACCUCUCCGACCGGCAACAAAACGCCAAGUCCGGUGCCGCAGCCGCUCAACUCUUCCACGCCGCAGCAGCUGCUGGAAGAAGGUCAGUUCAGCAAAAUGAUGGCCGCCGCCCGGAGGCCGUCCCAAAUGUACAAGCACCUGCUCGAGAGCUACGGCUUUGAGUUGGUCAUGCAGUUCAACGAGAACCACCAACGCAGACGCAGAGAACUGAUCAAAGAGGAGGAGGAAAAGGCCAAAGAAGCCGCGGCCAAAGAGGUGGAGGCAGCCCAAGAGAAGGCGGCUACUCCUCCAGCUCCAGAAGCCGUUCCGCAGGAGGAGAUCAACAUUCCUGAAGUGGCCAAAUCGACCUGUCAGCACUGCAAAAAAGAAUUCAGCAGUGUGUGGGUGCUGAAGGCGCACUGCGAGGAGGUGCACAAAGACUUGGUGCCGCAGGAGUUCCUGGAAAAGUACGCCCAGCAGUUCAAAAAUGAGUAUGAAAAUAAGCGGACUGAUCGCUCGACUCCGGACGCCACCCCUGAAAAAGACCCUGAGGAGGCCGUGCAGCCCAAGAGCACAGAGGUCACGCCAACCAACGCAAGCACGCCGACGGCCAGCAGCACGCCAGCCUCGAGCACCGACAGCAUUCCAAAUAUGCAGGCCAACAUGAUGCAGCAGAUGAACGAAAUGCAGGCAGCCCUCAACGCCAUGGCCGCCUCGCAGUUGCAGCAACUCCAGUUCAACCCAAUGAUGAUGGGCAUGGCCUCUUUGGGCAUGGGGCUUCCUCUUGGGCUCAACAUGAACGCCCUGGCCGCCAUGAAUUUGCAGCCGCCCCUCGUGCCAAUGAUGAUGCCGCCUCCUUUUGAUCCUCUUGGGCAACUCUUCAGCCCCAUGGACCAGCAGAUGUUGGCCAAGCAGCAACAAAUGAUGGGCCAGCAGCAGUCGCAGUCCAACUCCUCUCAGGGAGGUUCUUCUUCCAACGCUCAGUCAUCUGCUCCGCCUCAAACGCAGCAGAAAAGGGCAAGGACGAGAAUCACAGACGACCAGCUCAAAAUCCUGCGAGCUCACUUUGACAUCAACAACUCACCUUCGGAGGAGGCCAUCAACGAAAUGGCAGGACAGAGUGGUCUGCCACCCAAGGUCAUCAAGCACUGGUUCAGAAACACCCUCUUCAAGGAGCGGCAGCGCAACAAAGACUCUCCGUACAAUUUCAACAACCCUCCGUCAACCACCCUGAAUUUGGAGGAGUACGAGAAGACGGGCGAGGCCAAGGUGGUUCCUCUUUCGAGUGAAGAGCAAAAAUGCAUUCAGCAGCAGGCGUUGGCUGGGUCGUCAAAAAACAAAAAGGCGCAGCAGCAGCAGCAACAACAACAGCAGCCGCCCCCACCGCCGCCGCCUCCUCUGCCCCUGCAGGAGGUAAAAAUUGAGCCAAAGGAGGAGAAAAAAGAGGAGGCCAUGAUCAAGGUGAUUGAACCCCCGAUGGAGGUGGAGCAGUCGCAGCAGCAGCAGCACCAUCAGCAAAUGUCCCUGACCAACCUGAUCUCACAGCAGCUCGAGAUGCCGCAGCCGCCGGUGACGUCGUCGCCGUCGUCCAGUUCCAGCAGCUGCAGCAUGACCCCGAGCAACAUGCUGCCGCCGCCCAAGAUGAACUUCAUGGGCCAGCCGCUGAUUCCUCCGAGUGUGAGUCCGAGCAGCCGCUCGCCCAGCCAGCCCUCGGCCAUGGACUGCUACAACCCGCAGCUAAGUAACUCGAACGGCAGCAACUCCUCCGGCUGCUCAUCGUCCGGUAAGCGCGCCAAUCGCACCCGUUUUACAGAUUACCAAAUCAAGGUGCUGCAGGAGUUUUUCGAAAACAACGCCUACCCGAAGGAUGAUGACCUCGAGUACUUGUCCAAGUUGCUCAGCUUGAGCCCGCGGGUAAUCGUCGUGUGGUUUCAGAACGCGCGCCAAAAGGCCAGAAAGGUGUACGAAAAUCAACCACCUGUCGAGGCGCCCACUGACGACGGAACUGGACGUUUCCAGCGAACCCCUGGCCUCAACUAUCAAUGCAAAAAGUGCCUGCUGGUCUUCCAGAGGUACUACGAGUUAAUCCGUCACCAGAAAACGCACUGCUUCAAAGAAGAGGAUGCCAAGCGCUCUGCUCAGGCGCAGGCGGCCGCAGCCCAAAUCGCAGCCGUCAUGUCCUCUGAGGACUCAAACUCCUCCGCCGAGCCGAGCGGCCAAAUGUCGAAUCCAGCCAACUUGCCGCCGGCGCCGUCGUCGCUGUUCGCAACCUCUCCGGUGCCGCCCUCUCCAGUUCCAUCAGCAGAGUCACCCUCUCGAAGCGCCACCAAGUCGCCGUCGGCCACUUUGGCUCCGGAGAGCAGCUUCCAGUGCGACAAGUGCAACCUGGUGUUUCCCAGAUUCGACCUUUGGCGUGAGCACCAGUUGGUACACCUGAUGAACCCCAAUCUCUUCCCGACCUACCCUCCUGACUCACCCUUCGGCAUCCUCCAGCAGCACGCCCUGCACCAGCAGCAGCAACAACAAACGGCCUCAACUCACUCGGCCGCUUCCUGCUCCGAGGGCUCCGAACCAGGGACUCCGACGCCCAUGCAGCAAAAACGCAAAAUGGAAGAGCUGGAGGACGAACGCGAAGACCAUCCGAAGGACAAGCGGCUGCGAACCACCAUCCUACCCGAGCAGCUCGACUACCUCUACCAAAAGUACCAAAUCGAGAGCAACCCCAGCCGAAAAAUGCUCGAGAACAUCGCCAGGGAGGUUGGGCUGAAGAAGAGAGUGGUUCAGGUCUGGUUCCAAAACACCAGGGCCAGGGAGCGGAAGGGUCAAUUCAGGGCGCACGCUCAGGUCAUCAACAAACGGUGCCCUUUCUGUCCGGCUCUUUUCAAAGUCAAGUCGGCCCUCGAGUCGCAUUUGGUGACCAAACACGCUGACCAGUGCACCCGUGGCGAAAUCAACAUCGACGCGCUGCCUGACGAGGAGCUCAGCAUGGAAGAGCAGUCGGACUCGAAGCCCGCCACCACCCCGCCCCUCAUGCCGCCCAUUUUCCCACCCUUCGGCGCCGCCACUGGUGACAUGGAAAACUCGCUCAAAAAAUACUACGAGGAGAGCAUGAAGCGCUACCUGAGCGAGCUGCAGGCGCACUCGGCGGCCAAGGACGAGGUCAAGGUCAAGGAGGAGCAGCCGAGUGGGACCGCCAGUGGUCCCACCGGGGCCACAGGUGAGUCGCCGCUCGACCUGAGCAAGCCCGUGGACCUUUCCGGCGCACGACCCCUGCCUGCCAUGCGGAUGGACGGAUUCGACCCCGAGGGCGAGGACAACCAGCAGCAGCAACGCAACUAUCUAGCUCCCUCGCCCCAGCAGCAGCAGCAGGCCCAAGACAAGUCGCAGCAGCAGAUGCUGCAGAUGGCCGGACUGACGGGCCUCUCUCCGCCGGCGCUCACGGCCGCCCUCUCGGCCUUCGCCGCCGCCAACAACAACAAGGAGACCAAGGACAAGUCGCCCGAGGAGAUGGCCCUGCUGCAGCAACUCUACGGCAUGGCCGCGGCCGCCCAGGCUGCGGGACAGAACAACCUCUUCCUCCACCCCGGUGUCUUCCCCAACAAUGCCGUCACUCAGCAGCAGCAGCAGGAGCCGCAGUCGGGGCCCACUAGUCCACCAGGGGGUCCCCAGGGCACCAGCCUGAGCAUGUUCAAACUGCCGGCCAAGACUGUGGGCGACAUCGGCGAGGCGUGCGCGGCCCCUGGCCACAGCAUCGUGCGUUUCAGCACGGACGCUGAGGUCGUGGUGGCAGCCCUGCCGCCGCACUGCCGCCACCUGGAGAAGGAGGCGGCCUUCAUCUGCAAGAAGUGCCAGCUGGCCUUCCCGACCGAGGCGGCCGUCAACGGCCACCAGCGGGCCGCCUGCUUCGCCGGCUCCUUCGAGCUGCGGGGCCACGUGCGGCUCGUCCAGCUGGGCUUCGAGUGUCGCGCCUGCGCAGACCGCGUGGCCACGCAUGCGCAGCUGCUCGAGCACUGCGCGUCUGCGCAGCACGCGGCCGCCACCACGCAGCAGCCCAGCGCCGAGUUGACGCACGAGAUGGAGGACGUGGUGAACCAGAUCACGGCCCUGGCGGCGCAGGCCUCGACGGCCCCGGCCCCCAUCGAGGCCGGGCCCGUCUCCGGCUGAGAGCCAAGGACAAACUCAACAACAACAACCCGACCGCGACGACGACGUGCUUUAUUGAAAAAGUUCCUCAGCGUUUUAAACUACUACUACGUAUAGCAAGUAAUAAGAAUUAAAUUUGUGCGCAGCUCACGAUUGUGACCGACAGAGGCGCCGCCAAGUGGCCGCCGGCAGAACGACGCACUGCCCAGGCCACUUGGCGCCGCCUCGGAAAAAUUGAUUGACUCGGACGAACGCAGUCCCUGAUUGUAUUUUUCGUUGUUUCUCUGUGUACAUAUAAAAUUCUCGGCCAUAUACAUGCAUAUAUUAUAUUAUACAUACACACACACACUACUCGGUUAGGAGGAGAAAAGAAAACUCUGAAUUUUGAUUAUACUUUAGAGAAGAAGGAUCAAGGAACUUGGCUGUUCACUCUCACCUCGCUGCGAAAGUAAUAAAAGAAAUUGCAAACAAAAUGGUCCUUAGCGUUUUAGCCUGCCUACCGCAAAAAACGUGGAAAAAAUUAAUAAUGUUCCUUCGGCUACGAAUUCGAGAUGAAAAGGAAGUAAUAAUCUCACAAAAAGAAAGAAAGUAAGAAUAACACACACUCUCACUACUACUUAACGUGGAAGUCUACUACUAUCCUUAAACAAAAACUAACGCUAACUCUCCUCACUCACACACUAUUACGUAUAGGAAAAGUUCUAUGUGUUUCUGUGCUUUUUCAGAUGUUCGACACUCGACUAACACACAAUCCUCGUAAACACACACACAAGCGAAUAUCAUCAAUGUUAACUAAUUUUUGCGCAAGCAUAAAAAAGAUUCUUGAGCAUUUGAGUAAAAAAAGAUAUGAGAAAUUCGAGAGAGUUAUUUACAUACUCGCUGUAACUCACACUGAUGAAGCAAAUGUUGAUAUUUUUAUGGCAAGAAGGUUUUUCGUUCCUACGCAUCAAGUGAAAAAGUUUGUACACGCAUAAAUACUUGAAUUUAAACAAAAAAUCAACACACGCCGGGCGGAAAGUAUGAAACAAACAAACAUAAAAAAUGUGUACGGAAAAACUUGGAAACAAAAAAUUCGCAAACCUUCUUCGGUUUUUUGAUAAAUGUCUGAUCUUUUUUAUGUGAAUGCUCGCAACCCUCGCACCACCCCACUCGCCGCAGUGGGGGGAAAUAUUGAAAAAUGUUUGACGAUGAGAAAAAAUACUUAUCUAUGAUUAAAAUUAAUUAAAAUUAUUAUACUAGCGGAUAAUUCACAUGGACACACAGACACACAAAAAACCACACUCUCGUAUAUAAUUCUAGCGGUAAGAUUAAAAUUAAAUUAUAUUGAAUGGGUGUUUAACUCAGUGACAUCUGUUUGAAAUUGUUCGCGCAGGCGGUGUCCUAAUAAUCGCCGCGGGCUCUGAGGGCCCCGGGGCCGCAGCUGGGGUGACCCGGGCGCCCGAAACUUUCAAAAGCUCUACUUAAAUUUUGAGAAAAAAAAGAAGUAAAAGUAAAACACUGACAUGACACACACGCUCGCAAUCGAGGGGGCGGCCGGGCCCGGAGAACCUUCGCAAGGGUCCGACCUCUCCCGCCCAGCAAACCUAAGGUUCCUAUGAUAGAUCAUAUAACUUUAAGUAACGUUCCUCGUAAUAAAUACUUGAGAGAGAGACACGGUGACGACACACAGCUUUUUUCUAUAUAAUAUUUAAAAAAAAAACGAGAGACGGCAAAAGAAGUAAUUGUACUAUUAUCAUUAGUUAAGUGUGCUGUUGGUGUAAAAUUCAAGACGGGAAAGAAAGAAAGAAUCAAGUCCUCCGCUGCUAUCUCUUUUGUCUUUGUUCUUAAUCUGCAUUUUUUUCUUAUAAUAUUCCGGAAAACUACUUUUACACAUGGGGAUUGAUAAUUUUAAAUGAAAUUCCUUUGGAUUGUUCCUGGAUUCAACAAGUGCCCCACAUUCGGCUUCAAAACGGAAUUAACUCUCUGCUUAAACAAAAAUCAAUGUCUGCGUGUUGCUGCUGAUUGAAAUGGUUCCUAACGAAACAACAAUAAGCGCGAAAUAGUUAUUUUUUCAUUCGAAGAUACGAUGCUAACUCAAACACACAACAACAACACACACUGACACACUGCCUAUUACUGUAUUAACGUGAUGUGACUCCUCGUCACCGCGAUCGUUACAUAAAUUCUACCUCUGAUAUGCAAACAAACAAAAAUUAUGAUGAUUCGCAGAAAGAUGCAGGCAUGAUUGAAAUUUACUACAAAAAAAAAACUAUUCGGUAUUGAAAUCGCUGUUCCUACUAACUCUUUACAAAAUGAAUUAAAUUGCAGUUCCGCCAACACAAUUGUGCCGCCUCAGUUCCAUUUUCUUGUGAUAUACACGAAACUUUCCGCGGCUGCAUGUUUCUGGUGCAAGGAAUUCCUAGCUCUCUCUAAAUAAUGCUUUUCUUCUCAAACAAAAUAACCCUUUUUUCACGCUGCUACUAACUUGACAUUAUUUUUCUCUAUUGACCUUUUCACCGAAGAAUCUCAAUUGAAGGAGUUGUUUUAUUUUUAUUUUAGAUGAUUUAUUCGUAGCAGCGACGUGUUUUUGUUCCGAGCCAAUUUCGCCAAGCCCACCGUUCAAAUCACUCGCGAUCGAUUCAGAGUUUCGAUUUUUACGUGAUGUAAAUAGAGAGAGUAAACUAUUUCCUUCUCCGACGUGCAGCCCCUCAAAGAAAGGUUAUUUAAGUUACACGGAAAAAAACGGACAAAACAAACCAAUCUUUAAAUUACGUGCGUGUAAAUUGAACAUAUAAUAUGUAAUAAAAAUAGACUGAAAGCAGAAGAAAUUCAAGAAUUCUCUUUUCGCUGAAAGUAAUGUUUAGGAACAAUCUCUCUUUUGUAACUGUGUACAAUGUUUUAAUUAAUUAAUUGCAACUUAAAUUAUUAUUAUCAUUAUAUGUAUGAUUCUCCUGUUUGUCUCAAAGCAAAAAACAACACACACGCGACACACAAGCUGACAAUUACUUUAAUUUUAUUCCAAAGUGGGGGGCCUCUCUGUAUUUUUGUCUGCUGAACAAUAAUAUAUUAUAAAAUGAAAUUAGUAACGAAACACUCGCAUUAUUGAAGCUGAUUUGUCAACGCUGCAAAAGUGAUUUUUUGUGUUUUUGCUAUUAUUGGUUAAGCGAAAAAUAAAUUUUUGAAUUAUUCUAUUGAGAUAAGAGUUGGAUUUGAAUUAUGCAAAUUAAAUGGCGUUUUCUGUGUGGGUUUGUGAAUUGAAAGAUGUUCUCUUCGGGGGGGUCGACUUCGGAAAGAUGGAGGAGAUAAUUUUUUUAUUAUUAGUCUGUCAUUCAAAAAGGCAGCUCAGUGAUAGUGCUGAAAUCAAGACGCAAAAAAAUGAGAUGACAAAGAUGAAAAAAAAAACAAUUAAAUAAAGCAGCGUGCGGGCGCCACGGCGGCCGCCUUGGCCGCGCGUGCCGAGCGCACACUGUGUUAUUUUUAAGGAGUUUAAAGGUAUAAAAUAAACGCAAAAAAUGUCUACCUCAGCACUCAAAAAAGUUCCUAAUUCAUUGAAUAAUCGAUAAAUAAGAAGUAUAUUAAUAGAAAUAAUAAUUUUUAAAAUGCGAUGAGAUGAGUAUUAGUGACGACGAAGAUGAUAACAGAAAAUCCAAUGCAAAAAUCGACUACCAGACACACACAUACACACAAACACACAAUGUGCUCACUCUCGGUUCUGACCUUUUGUUGUUCUGCCCGAAUCUAGAGAAGAAAUAAACUUUAUUAUUCUGUGAGUGUAAAUCAUGUUAGGUUCUCUCGCAAUACACAAAAUGUGUUUGUUAUCGCAUUGAUUGAUUAUUAGUUGAUUGCCAUUUUUGUGGGCGAUUUAUUGUUUUUGAAUUUUUGUUGUGACUAAAAUGAGAAAAACACACAUCCACGCCGUAAAUGGAAAUGAAAUUGUGAAUUUUUAUCUCAUCACACGCGAUUAUUAUUAUUAUAUUAUAUAAUAAAAAAAAAUAUGAAUUUAUAUAUAUUUGAAAUGAUUUUUCUGUCCAUCCGCGCCACACGAUUGUUUUCGCUUAUGUAUUGUACAUUUUAAAUAAUAAUUAUGUAACUGAUUGAUUGGUUGGUUGAUUGAUUGAAUUGAUUGAUUGAUUCAUUCGUCAUUACUGUACUACACACAUUACACACACACACACAAACGACACACGCAUGCAAGGAAUAAAAUUUAAAAAAGAAUUGAAUUUAAAA